CUGCCAUUGGGCAGCUGCAGUCGUGUCGAAUGGGAAGCGCUAAAUUAUUUAGGUGGCGACAUUGAGGCUGAUGAGGGUCGUGCCUGGAAAAUUUGUUUAAAAUAAGCUUCAUUGGAUGGCUUUGUGUUUAAAAAUAGCCAAACCCCUCGGUGUUCCAUCAGCCUCAUUAUAUUUCCAUGUCCGCAGAAACACUAAACCAUCUGUCAUACUUCUUUUUCAUCUACUCUAAUCUCUCAUGGACCAGAAAUCAGUGCUUGUUACCGGUGGUGCCGGUUAUAUUGGAUCGCACACUGUCAUCGAGUUGUUGAAUGCCAACUAUUCCGUGGUCAUCAUUGAUAAUCUAUGCAACUCAUCUUACGAAGCUGUGCGUCGCAUUGAGAAAAUCACGGGCAAGUCGGUCACCUUUUACAAGGUCGACUUGCUCGAUAAGAAGGCCAUGGUCGAGGUGUUCAAGAGACAUCCCAAUAUCGGAUCCGUCAUUCAUUUUGCUGGCUUGAAGGCGGUGGGUGAAUCGACCAAGAUUCCUCUCGAUUACUAUCACAACAAUAUCACGGGCACGGUACUGCUACUUCAAGCUAUGAAGGAAAACAAUGUCAAGGACAUCAUUUUCUCCUCCUCAGCUACCGUUUAUGGCGAUCCUCCGAUCAUUCCUAUUCCCGAAACUUGUCCCACGGGCGCCACCAAUCCCUACGGUCGUACCAAACAUUACAUCGAAAACAUGAUUCGUGAUUUAUGCACGGCCGAACCCGAUUGGAAUGCAGGCUUACUUCGUUACUUCAAUCCUGCAGGUGCGCAUCCCUCCGGUAUUCUCGGUGAAAACCCGCUCGGCAUCCCCAACAACCUGAUGCCAUUCCUCGCUCAAGUCGCUAUUGGCCGACGUGAAUAUCUUUCUGUGUUUGGUAACGAUUUCCCCACCAAGGAUGGCACCCCAAUUCGUGAUUACAUCAACGUGGUUGAUUUAGCCAAGGGUCACAUAGCUGCUCUUGAAAAAUUGCGUGAAAAGCCUGGUUGUGUCGAGUAUAAUUUGGGUACGGGCAAGGGCAAGACCGUGUUGGAGAUGGUAGCGGCCUUCUCCAAGGCCGUCGGUCGCGAUCUUCCCUACAAGAUUGUGGGUCGUCGUGCAGGCGAUGUGACCAAUUUGACCGCCAAUCCUGCCAAGGCCAACGAGGAACUCAAGUGGAAGGCCGAAGUCAGCAUUGAGGAAUCAUGUGCUUCUCUGUGGAAUUGGCAAAGCAAGAACCCUAACGGCUUAGAAGACUGUCCCGGUGAUGCUCCUCCCGAGUCAAUCAUUUGUUAUAUUUAAAAAUUCAUAGAAAGCAAUGGACUCUUUCACGGCAUAUGCAAAGUAACAUUUUACGUUUCAUUAUUUGAUCUUUCGUCUCAAUAUUAUUGCAUGGGUGUAUUUCUUUUUCUUGUCGCUUAUUCAC
Molecule: messenger RNA, 1427 nt
Organism: Radiomyces spectabilis
Lineage: Eukaryota; Fungi; Mucoromycota; Mucoromycetes; Mucorales; Radiomycetaceae
Product: UDP-glucose 4-epimerase
Exons: 4
Coding region: 236-1303 (355 amino acids)
Biological process (GO): beta-D-galactose catabolic process via UDP-galactose, Leloir pathway
Cellular component (GO): cytosol
Molecular function (GO): UDP-glucose 4-epimerase activity
Source: RefSeq, a predicted model, not a curated record